AUGUCCAGUACAUUUGUAUCUCGCAUACGUGUUUCUCACCCCAACUCUACCUACUCGGCCGAGGAUGACGCGACAACUGUUGCCGAGCUCAACAAGAACUUCAGUAAGUGGUCGCUAAAGACUAACCGCACUGAGCCCGACGCAGCGCUUCGCUAUAUGCAACACCUAAUAGCCACCAAGCAGUCGUUUGACAUGAAAAUCGAAACUCUGCUGCCGUCGGCGUACCGUGAGAUACUGUCUCUCAACCUGAAAGGAAAGCGCAAGAGGGGUUUCACUACAAAUAACAUCAUGGUAGCCGGUGCCAACAUCGAGCUGCAGAACCAGGCGUUUGUACGUCUGACACGGCAUCUGAAAGAAGCGAACGAUGGGUUGCAAACUGCCAUGAUUGACUAUCUCGAGAUGCUCCCAGACAGCGACAAAAAAGUGGCUAUGACCCAGAAAUGUCUGUCCAUCAUCGACAUGGAGCGAUGGGGCGCGUUCGACUCGCUCGAGUUUGCCACUGACGUCCCUGGCUACCUCGACGAGUUUGUCCCGCGGAGCGUGGCCGCAAGCAAUGAGUGGAAGGCGUUCAUGAUUGACACUGCUUCACCAUUGGUGUCGUAUUUUGUCAAAGUUGAGCUUGGGCAGGUCACGGGAUGGGCUGAGGCCAAAGAGAAGCUGCUCACUGCAUUCUGCACCCCGCGCGAGCGCAGCGUCCUGCUUGAGCAGCGCAACGCCACGGUUGCAAUUGGCACUUGCAUUGGGGUCCUAGACUACCGCAAGGGUAUCGAGCCCAAGACCCGUAUCUCGCUGCGGGUCCUCGCCGCCACCUGCACCGACAGGCAGCAGCAGGUGUUUGCUGACGUUCUCUACAAGCUCAGGAUUACCAACCCAUCAACAUACAGCUUCAAGAACCUCCGUCCGUAUCUCCCCGCUGUUUCCGUUAACGAGCGCCUUUAA
Messenger RNA from Linderina pennispora, 939 nucleotides. RefSeq lists its product as uncharacterized. The record is from RefSeq and is a predicted model, not a curated record. The transcript has a single exon. Lineage: Eukaryota; Fungi; Kickxellomycota; Kickxellomycetes; Kickxellales; Kickxellaceae. Bases 1 to 939 code for a protein of 312 amino acids.